Exophiala aquamarina CBS 119918 is the source of this 324-nucleotide messenger RNA. RefSeq names its product DnaJ like subfamily C member 19. Gene Ontology annotation, molecular function: ATPase activator activity. Gene Ontology annotation, biological process: protein import into mitochondrial matrix. The record is from RefSeq and is a predicted model, not a curated record. Bases 1 to 324 code for a protein of 107 amino acids. Gene Ontology annotation, cellular component: PAM complex, Tim23 associated import motor. NCBI's taxonomy places the organism in Eukaryota, Fungi, Ascomycota, Eurotiomycetes, Chaetothyriales, Herpotrichiellaceae. The transcript is spliced from 2 exons.
AUGGCAUCAACCGUCGCAAUUGGCGUAGGCAUCGCAGCCGCGGCUUUCUUCGGACGAGCAGGCCUAGUCGCAUUCCGACGAUACCGCAACCCGAACGGGCUCAACGCGCUCGGCCGACCCUUCUACAAGGGCGGUUUCGAACCGAAGAUGAACCGCCGAGAAGCCAGCUUGAUCCUCGACCUGAGCGAACGCACACUCUCGAAAGAGAAGAUCCGGAAAAACCACAGAGGGCUGAUGCUCGUCAACCACCCCGAUCGAGGCGGGAGCCCGUACCUCGCCAGUAAAAUCAACGAGGCGAAGGAGUUUCUGGAGAAGAAUGGUUGA